Messenger RNA from Trichoplusia ni (cabbage looper), 4231 nucleotides. RefSeq names its product protein Wnt-11-like. Lineage: Eukaryota; Metazoa; Arthropoda; Insecta; Lepidoptera; Noctuidae. The record is from RefSeq and is a predicted model, not a curated record. Gene Ontology annotation, cellular component: extracellular region. The coding region runs from base 1499 to 2899 and encodes 466 amino acids. Gene Ontology annotation, molecular function: frizzled binding; cytokine activity. Gene Ontology annotation, biological process: cell fate commitment; neuron differentiation; multicellular organism development. The transcript is spliced from 7 exons.
AGAUGAUUAAUUUUAUAAUUAUAUUCGGUGUAAUUUUUCUACCAUGAAUUUGAUUCUUACACCAUAGCCUUAUUAUCAAUACUUUGUUUAAAUAGUUCUACGCAUAAAUGGAAUAUUUACAUAACUAUAAAUAAUUAUAUGGAUUGUCAAUUGAUGUUAUUUACUUAAACGCAUAUAUCUAAGGCUUACUUUGGGUGCCCAAUGUAUUAUAAUUUGGAGUUAGUGUAUAAGUAGUGUGUUACUAUUAUUUCAAAUUUAUUUUAUUAUGUAUGUAAAAAUAGUCGAUAUAAAUAUAUGAUUAAAAAAAUAAACUGGCUCUUAAUUUCCUAGUUGGAUGUACCUACAGAUGUAUGACAUAACUCGUUCGGACAUCGCGAAUAUUUUUGGAAAGGGAUGCUUUAAUUUUUUUUGUGUUUUUACAAAAUAAACCCUAGUGCAGGUCUACGAUAAUGAGGGAUUACAUAAUAUUUUUAGUACAGAAGAUACAAAAUGAUAUUUUAUUCACUAAACCACGCUGAAACUUAAGUUUCUUUUAUUUACUUUCUUAAUAGAAUAUAAGAUUUUUUGGAUAAAUUUAUAAUAACAUAUAAUACCCUAAUAACAGCGCUGUUACCUAUUUAUGUUAUUAUAAUAAAAGUAAAAGCAUAAAAAAUCUCGAAUUAUCAUAAUAGGUAGUAAAAAUAAUCUAGCGCGAUGUUUUAUUGCGGUUUCUUUUAUAGCUUAAAGAUCGCGGCAAUUUUAGUUAUCUGAAGCAGAAGGCAGUUUAAAUGAUAAAAAGUAAUAGUGCUCCAAGAUGGGUUACUGUUACGACUACUCUAGUGGCAUGUGAACGGGUAAAUAAGCACCGAAUCCGCGCAUAAUAGGCACAAUGCUUCACAAUGAAUGAAUGCCCACUCGACUGAAUUGAUAAGUGGGUUGUACCGCUUGCGUGGGGAGCGCGUGUCCGCCCGCCCGCCCGAUUCAUCGCGCACCACGUCCAGGGAACCUAGCUUCAUAUUUAUGCCUAAGAGAAUGCGCCCUCACUGAGUGUGAAAAAAUUAAAAUGGUUUAAAUUAAAUAAUACAUCUGCAGGAUAUUGCAACGUGGGCACUUUUUAGAUACAUAGUUGCCCCAAUUACACAUGUAAAUAAAUUUAAGUAUGUCUUAAUUAAUUUAAUGUACUAGAACAAGAAAAUAAUGACUUCAUAAAAAAUAGAGACGAAUAGUGAGCGUCGCAUCUGUAGCAUGGGCUUUUUAUUCUGUGACGUAGUUGCCGGUCGCGGCGGCGCGUUUUGUCUGCCUGACCACUGGUCGAGAGCGGCAGAGGUGGUCGCAGUCGUGCAUUCUGUCGCAGUCGCAGCUAGGGAGCGCUCAUCUCGCUACGCUCGCUUCUCAUCUGGCUCUCUCGCGACACGCACCAUUUUCCCGCCAAAAAUCGCGAUCUUUCGCAACAUUGUUUUAUUUUAAUGUAAAAGUUGAAGUCAAUGUCAUGUAAUGUAGUGAUCGAUUUUAUUUUGUGAUGCGUUCUUUUGUUGUGUUCAUUUUGUUCUUUGUGUUUUUACCGAAGUCUACGAAGGCGAUACGAUGGCUAGCAUUGCAUGAGAGCGAGGGCAACUGGACGGAGAGCGAAUGCCUGGAGGCCCGGCGCGCUGGUUGGCUAUGGAGCCAGCAGUCGCGCGCGUGCCGGCGCCAGCCCGCCGCCAUGCCGCACGUGGCGGGUGCCGCGCGGCUCGCCCGCGCCGCCUGCCGCGCCGCGCACGCCGGCGAGCGCUGGAACUGCUCCUCCAUUGAGCUGGCGCCUAGGUUCACGCCCGACCUGCUCACUGGCACUCGCGAGCAGGCGUACGUGUACGCUAUGUCGGCGGCGGCACUAGCUUGGUCCAUAGCUCGCGCAUGCGCUGCGGGCUCGCUUCCAGCUUGCUCGUGCGCAGCCCCACCUCGCGCCCCGCCGCGACCGCCGCGGCAGGCGCAGGUUACUCCCGCUGAACCACACGCACGGUUCAAGUGGGGCGGAUGCGGGGAUAACUACCAGUGGGCUGAAAGAUUCGCAAAACAAUUUUUGGAUGCCCACGAAAUAGACGUCCGGGAGGGCAAAAUAGAGAAUAUUAUCGAAGAACCAACGACUACGGAGCCACCGACAACCACGACAACAUUAGAACCCACCACUAUGCCUCCCGUGGUUAUCCUGGUGGACGAUCAACCAGCGCCAGCGAACACUAGUGUGGCUCCAAAGACGAAGAAGAAAGGACGCCGGGGACGCAAGCGUUUGCCGCGGUCGCCGCGACGUGGGAGGCCUACAAGGAAACGGUUCAGAUCUAGACAGAGAUAUCAAUACGAAGACAGAGGCUCAAGAUACCGAAAUAUAGAGUACCGAAUGGCGGCUGACGACCCGAGGUUUGAUCCCCAAGUAGACCUACAAACACGGCUCGAUCGACUGCGACCUCUCAUCGCUUCAGCCAACCUCAUGAACGGGCGAUUUGGACGAAAGGCGGUGUCAAGCGGCAUGCGGACCAAGUGCACGUGUCACGGCGUGUCGGGUUCGUGCUCGGUGCGCACGUGCUGGCGCGCGCUGCCGCCGCUGGCGCGCGUGGCGGCGGCCCUGGCCGCGGCCACAGCGCGCGCCGGCCCGCUGCCGCAACACCGCCGCGCCCGCCGCGCUCGCCCGCGUCUGCGCUACGUCACGCCCAGCCCCGACUACUGCGAGCCCGACGCUGCUGCUGGCUCGCACGGCACGCACGGCAGGAAGUGCAACGCGAGCCUGGGCAGUGCGGCGGGCGGGUGCGGGCGGCUGUGCUGCGGGCGCGGGAGGCGCGCGGUCCGCUCGAGCCGGCUGGAGCGCUGCCACUGCCGCUACCACUGGUGCUGCCGCGUCGACUGCCAGCUGUGCCGCCUCACCACCGAAGACCACUACUGCAACUGAUACAUUCGACUCCACCAAGGAUUUUAAAACAAGGCGAAUUUAAAUGCCACCUCUUUUAAUAAAACUCAAUAAUUACGCUGAAUAGGAAGCUAGGCUAAACCCAGGAAACCCAUUUUUUAUUUAAUGCGUGACAAAAUUAGGAACUGUAGUUAGUACGGCGUACCCUCCAUUUACAUAGCGAGCAUGUUUCAUUCAGGUGUAAGAAGAUGCUGCUCUCUACGAACUUCCCAGACCAGAACAUAAUGGUCGUUACUACUUCUGCCACUGUCCUCAACUCCGACGUUUUCCCGCUACAUAGAUUGAACUUGGUUUCAACUUCAACUCACAUACACAUCCUCCCAUACUUCUAAACUUGUAUUGACAACAAGUAACCCUGCGUUAUUUUAGAACAUGUUCGUUUAGAAUAUAGUACAAGUCAACUUCUGAACUCACUGAACUUGAGUACUUUGAAACUUUUACAGAAAAUAGCAGCAUUUUAACCAAAGAUUUUAAACAAUUUGAAUAUUAAUAACUAGUCAUUAUGCCUUUUUAAGUAAAGUGUAAAAUAGUCCCGGUCUAUCUAUAUAGUAGGUAUAGAAUAAAAAGUAGAAGUUAGCGUUAUAUUGUCAUACAUCCUGCAGUACUUAGAACUUAGAACAUACUUUAUCGCGUUAAAUUAAGAAUGUUUGUUAUUUUGUGACAUAUCGAGAUCUAUGAUUUUAGUAGAUAUGUAUCGUAAUUUAGUAAGUAUUUCCUAAUGUUUUGACAAUAAAAAUAAGUAUUUAAUAUUAAUCAUAGUCCUAAAACUUAGCUGGAGACUCAGCUUUACAGGUGAUGUUUUAGAGAUUCUCUCGUGAACGAAAAUACACAUUCCAAUCUAUUUAGUAUCUAUAGGCAUCCAUCUAUUAACCAUAUAACCAAUUGAUCAUUCAUGAUCAAAUGUUCUACAACAGACAGACACCGCAUUUAAACUCUUUCAAUUUCUCUAACCCUUUCCUGCAGAAUUUAUCAGACGAAGUUCUGAUACAUUUAUUCAAGCCGUGGUUAUUUUAUCAUUUUUCAACAGAAAUAAGAAAAGUUACAAACACCUGUCAAGUAUCACCUACAUUGUUGUACAUAUUAUUAUACUCAUACAUAACUAGAUUUAGGUACUUUUUCUCUGUCAACGUGAUUUUAAUAAGUAUUUUAGUAUUUUUAUCUACUGUCGUUUCAUGUCGAAUGAUAAUUUUAUUUCAUAGUAUUAUUGUAAAUAAAAAUCGUACUUAGAAAAUUCCUUGUUUCAUUAGAUUGUAACUUAUUGUGUUGGUAAGUAUAAAUGUAUCAAUAUACCGAAUAUACUCAUACUCCUUAAAU